AUGGCCUUCCCCACCCGCGUCAUAGGGCUAACCGCCGAUCCCAGCUUCCCGGACGAAAUGUAUGCCGCACUGGAAGUGGCCGGCGUCAUGCGUUCUACCGACGGCGGAGAUUCCUUGGAUGAUAUUACCGGCAGCCUGGCCCCCAGCGAGGACACACUGGACCUCCAUGGAGUGCAGUGCACCGCCGCAUCGCCCCGAACCGUAUUCAUAACCACGCGGGUAGGGCCCUUCAUCGGCCCGGAUCGGGGCAGCGAGUGGAUUCCAAUCGACUUUGGCAAAUUCUCGGAGAUAACCUACACCCGAGACCUGUACGCAGCGCCCCACGACCCCAACAUGCUCUUUGUGUCCAUCGGAGCCGCGGCCCGCAGCAGUCAGGGCGCCCUGUUCCGCAGGCGAGAUCUGUUCAAGACCUUUGAGCCCGUAGGCGCGGGUAUAUCCGCCAACAGCACUAUGAUGGCGGUUAGAAUAGAUCCGAGGGAACCGUCCCACGUAUUCUUUCUGCGCCGCUCGGCGACGAGGCCAUGUCUUUGGUCGAUAGAGAUGACGUUGCUGCAACUGACCAGCUGCCGGAGAAGGCGAAGGAAGUACGGGGGCUAG
Messenger RNA from Geodia barretti, 597 nucleotides. Lineage: Eukaryota; Metazoa; Porifera; Demospongiae; Tetractinellida; Geodiidae. The record is from the annotation of a GenBank genome assembly.